Molecule: messenger RNA, 2280 nt
Organism: Solanum dulcamara
Lineage: Eukaryota; Viridiplantae; Streptophyta; Magnoliopsida; Solanales; Solanaceae
Product: serine/threonine-protein kinase PBS1-like
Exons: 5
Coding region: 398-1780 (460 amino acids)
Biological process (GO): protein phosphorylation
Molecular function (GO): protein kinase activity; ATP binding
Source: RefSeq, a predicted model, not a curated record
GAAAUUAAUAUAUGUAUAGAAGUAAAUCAUCCCCUGUCUCGAGAGAGAUUACGGUCUGGUCAAAGCCAAAAAAGGGUGUUUUGCGAUAGAGAUACAGAGAGACAGAGACAGAGAAGCAAAGCAAAACAGAGGCCGAAGACAAAGCCCCCUACAGCUCUGUAACAACUUACACUAGCUAUUGGAGUUCCUGUUUGUCUAUCUUUGUUGUCGUUCCAAACUUUCUUGGCUUUUUCGUCAUCUAAUUUAUAACCCAAUCUCUGCCUUUUCCUCCAGUUAUACCUUAUCUAUCACAUUCCUUGACCCCCUAGUUUUCUUCAGUUGUACGUGAGGACUUGAUUGAUAUUUAGACCUAAUUUGCUAAAACUCACGGAGGAUUUGGAAAACCUUCUACUGGUAAAUGGGCUGCUUCUGUUGUUUUGACUCAAGAAAAGAAGAAAUCCUGAAUACCCAAAAAGACAGAGAUGAUCUCAAGGAAGUCGCACCCACAAAUAUAUCCAGGUUAUCUUCAGGAGCAGACAGACUCAAAACAAGAAGUAUCAGCGCUAUUUCAAAGAGAGAGUCUUUGGGGCUAAAGGACGCACCGGCUGUUAAGAUUGCCGCACAAACAUUCACUUUUCGUGAGCUUGCAGCUGCUACAAAUAACUUCAGGCCAGAAUCUUUCAUAGGUGAAGGAGGGUUUGGUUGUGUAUAUAAAGGGCGACUUCCUAGUAGUCAGGUUGUUGCUGUUAAGCAAUUGGAUAGGAAUGGGCUUCAGGGUAAUAGAGAAUUUUUAGUGGAGGUUCUUAUGCUUAGCCUUCUUAAUCAUCCUAACUUGGUGAAAUUAGUUGGUUACUGUGCUGAUGGAGACCAGAGGCUUCUUGUCUACGAGUUCAUGCCUUUGGGAUCAUUGGAGGAUCACCUUCAUGAUCUCCCUCCUGAUAAGGAAUCAUUAGAUUGGAACACAAGAAUGAAGAUAGCAGCUGGUGCAGCUAAAGGUUUGGAGUACCUUCAUGAUAAGACAAAUCCUCCUGUUAUUUAUAGGGACUUCAAGUCAUCCAACAUUUUGUUAGACGAGAGUUAUUUCCCAAAGCUUUCUGAUUUUGGGCUAGCAAAGCUCGGUCCUACUGGAGACAAGUCACAUGUUUCCACAAGGGUCAUGGGAACUUACGGUUAUUGUGCUCCUGAGUAUGCCAUGACCGGUCAAUUAACGGUCAAAUCUGAUGUUUAUAGUUUUGGUGUUGUGUUCUUGGAACUCAUCACUGGACGCAAGGCUAUUGACAGCAGCCAACCUCAGGGACAGCAAAAUCUUGUUGCUUGGGCUAGACCACUAUUUAAUGACCGUCGCAAGUUUGCGAAGUUGGCAGAUCCACGGCUGCAAGGACAAUUCCCAAUGAGAGGUCUCUACCAGGCACUAGCUGUGGCAUCUAUGUGUAUCCAAGACCAGGCAGCUGCUCGUCCUCCUAUAGGAGAUGUGGUAAACGCCAUUUCGUAUCUAGUAAACCAGGUAUAUGAUCCUAGUACAGUUCCUGGACAAAGGGCAGAUAAUGAUGAUACGAAAAAUAAAGAUGAGAGAGAUGGAAGGAUAUCUAGGAAUGAUGAUGGGGCAGGGGGAAGUUGUAGAUGGAAAUGGGACUCGGAAGGAGGUUCUGAGAGGGACGACUCACCGAAGGAAACAACAAGGAUGUUGAACAGGGAUUUGGACAGAGAGAGAGCAGUUGCUGAGGCUAAAAUCUGGGGUGAAAAUUGGAGAGAAAAGAGAAGACAAAAUGAUCAAAGCAGUUUCGACGGCACUAGUGGAUAGUUGCCAUUGUAGAACUCCAGGCUCCAUUUCCUUUCUGAAUCCCUGCAGGGAUUGUUUGGUUACUUAUAGAAGCCUUGAUCGGAGCUUCUAAUUGGUUCCUACUCAAAUUGGAAGUCUCAAAUUUUCAACCAUCUUACUGAGAGGAUGACAGAGCUAACUUUUUCCUUUCUCUGUAGAUGAUGUGUGUUUUUCUUUCGGAAACAACCUCUCUAUCUCCGUGAGGUAGUGGCAAGGUCUGCAUACAUUCUACCUUUCUUUGACCUCACUUGUGGGAUUUCAUAGGGUAUGUUGUUCCAGCCUUCUUUCUGAGACAUGUAGAUGGCAUAUAGGAGAGUAGCUCAGGGAGACGGCAUAUCCCAAAACUUGAGUAAAGAUAUCUUAAUUAAAACGUGUGUUCUGUUGGCUCCAUAUUUUUUUUGAUAUACCAAAAGCAUAGUCUGCUGACUGUAUCUUUGUAUCCAAGUUUAAGACACGAUAAUAUUAUUUAUGUUUUAAGGUAA